AUGUCUUCCCAAUCUUCUUCAUGGACGCCAAACAUCACUCUGACACCAUUUCGUCAGGUCGAGAAGCACUUCAAGAACCGCGCUAUCAAAGGCCGACUACCCUCGCUUCGCAAGUACCCGGUCGUCGACCACUCCAGGCCGGAAAAGGUGGAAGAUGACCUGCUUUGGUUAGCGGGAUGGUGGUCCCCUGAGAACGAUGCAGCUGAGAUGGACCCAUCCGCGAGGCGGCGCGCCAAAGGCAAGGCCAGGGCUCUGGGGGAGAGGCCUGGUGAUAUCAUGCAAGGGAGUGUGAGGUCCAUCCGGCUGUCGAGUGGAAAGAAGGGAUAUGUCGUUGCGGACGGAUGUAUCCUCAUACCCGGCUAUCUGAACCAGCAGCAGCAGCUCGACCUCCUCGAAGCCUCUCUAUCGAAGUAUACCCGCCCACCGAACCCGCUAUCUCUGUCGACACACUACAAUCUCCCUCCGGACCUGUUCGAGCGGUACGAAUCCGGCUCAUCAGAGCUCAUCUAUCCAAUCUUUGACGGUCUCACCUCGUCCGAACAGGACGAAGUCCGAGCUGCAGCGGCUAGUCGUGAUGGCCAACAAGCACUCGAAGGACAGGCAGGGCAGGAUCUAGGCGUGGAAGAGAUUCUGAACAGGCAGAAAGCUUGGAAGGGGGACUUACCGGCCGAGGGGCUGGUGCCUAAGACCGCUGAGGGCUUGAUGGGGGAUCUGAGAUGGACGAAUCUGGGUCUGGUAUACAAGUGGACAACCAAGAUGUAUGACCUCGAUCCGGCCGCUGCUAUCCCCUUCCCUUCCGAGCUGGCUACUCAGUGUCGCGACAUGAUACGGGAGGUGGACUGGCGGGAGGUCUGCAGUGAUGUCGAGAUGGAGAGAACAGGCGCUGCGAGAUGGGCAGAAGACUAUGUGCCCGACACAGGUAUCGUCAACUUUUACCAGAUGAAAGAUACGAUGAUGGGGCAUGUCGAUCGCGCCGAACUGGACCCAUAUCGCCCACUCAGCUCCAUCUCUCUCGGCCACGCCGCCGUCUUCCUCCUCGGCUCGGACUCGCGCGAUGUCGCCCCAAGGCCGAUAAUACUCCGCUCGGGAGAUGUGAUACUGAUGAGCGGGUCGGGGCGGCAGCGGUAUCAUGGCGUCCCGAGAGUACUGGAAGGAACGCUGCCGAGCCAUUUUGACCCGGAUGAGACGGACAAUUCGAGCAUGAAAGCGGCGAAGCGGUGGAUAGCUACGGGGAGGAUCAAUGUCAAUGCCCGGCAGGUGUACCCGCCUGGUCUGAAGCGAAAUGGGGAGAUGCGUCCUGGUUCAUAG
This is a messenger RNA of Dioszegia hungarica, 1308 nucleotides long. RefSeq lists its product as uncharacterized. Gene Ontology annotation, cellular component: cytoplasm; nucleus. The transcript is spliced from 7 exons. The record is from RefSeq and is a predicted model, not a curated record. The coding region runs from base 1 to 1308 and encodes 435 amino acids. Lineage: Eukaryota; Fungi; Basidiomycota; Tremellomycetes; Tremellales; Bulleribasidiaceae.